This is a messenger RNA of Sclerotinia trifoliorum, 1781 nucleotides long. The record is from the annotation of a GenBank genome assembly. NCBI's taxonomy places the organism in Eukaryota, Fungi, Ascomycota, Leotiomycetes, Helotiales, Sclerotiniaceae.
AUUAAGGUCGGAGCCUGGUUGCCAAAGGAGCCCCCCAACUGCUCACAGGCACCCCAGAAAAUGAUCUUCCCAAUUUAAGAUGACCUUUGGUUAUUAAAUAAUACCUCUCCCUCUCUUCUUCGUUUACUUCUCUUCUUCACCGUUUCAAGAAAUUCGCCGUUCUUUCGUUCGACACACUCCUUUGCCAUAUCAAUCAACUGAGCAAUACACAGCUCGCACGCUCUUUAUCAACGGCCUCCUACGAUCCCUUUUCUAAAUAAAGCACUAUACCCAUCAGCGAACAUUUGAAAGUUGUCAUUUAUUUCCGAAAAUGCGUUACUCAACCACCGCGAUUGUUUUGGCUGCCAUGUCCAUUGGCGAAGCUGUAGCUGGACCUACUCACGUCCACCGACACCGACAUGAGAAGAAGUCGUAAGAACAGCAUAUUAUUAGAUACCGAAGAGCGAUUGCUAAUGAGAGUGACAAUAGCGCCAACGUUGACUGGGAGUCAUUGGACUGGGCCGAAAUGGGCGUCAAUUGGUCUUCCGCUUAUGAAGCAGGCCUGGCCGUCAAGACUUCUGGUAGUGCUGCCGCCUCCGCCAGCUCUAAGUCUAUUCUCAACGCUGUGGCCGAUCUCGAAGGAAACAAAGUCGCCGCACAAACUACUUCCGCACCAGCAGCUGCCAGUACCACCUCCGCCAGCUCCUCUUUCAAGACAAGCGCUUUAUCUAGCAGCAGCUCCUCGUCAAGCAGCAGCUCUUCAUCUAGGACAAGCACCUCCGCUCCUUCCGCGACCACAACUUCGUCUCUCCUCGACGACUUUGAAGCUUCCAUCGAAGAUUUCUUCGAUAGUUUGAUUGGAGCUUCUAACAGUCGCAAAUCUUUCGGUGGAGUUGUAGCCGCUGCUGGAGGAAAGACCGAUUUCUACUACGGAAACUAUGGUACUCCAUAUGGAGCCAACGUGAUCAAGGCCGACCCAUCGGCAAGCUACUCCUACACUGCCAAGUUUGUUAACACACAAAGUUCCAAAAUAACCGUUAACAUUUGGAACAAAGUCGGUGCUGACUUGCAACCGCUCUCCGGAUCUGCGCUUGCACCAAAAAACACCACGCUUACCAUCGUCAUCCCAGCUGGUGGUUCCCAAACCGUCGCCUUCGAUGAGGACUCGCAAGUCGCUUGGGCUCAAGCCUGCAGCAAAACCGCCGCCUCAGGUGCCUAUGACACCACAUGGGGUGAGGCCCAAUUCUUGAAGACCGGUUCUGGAUACGAUAUGUCUGCUAUCAUGAACUCAGCUGGCAACACCUACAACAUGACCAUCACCAGUGAGGAGGCUCCUAAGUGCACUAGUGACCCAACUCAAAACUAUUGGUUGACUGCCACUGAGCCAAUCGGUAACAGUGAUGGCAGCUGUUACAUUUCACAAAGCACUGCCCACUUGACAGUUGUCAUGGCGGGAACUAUGUAAAGUGUAGCAUAACUGGGCGUUGAUCUUCAAGAAAAAAGUUACAACCUCGAUACAUAGAGCAAUUUGAACAAGGCGGAUCCUGUUCAAGGCAAAUUUGGGAACCGCCUUUUUGAGAAGCACAAGUGACUUCGACAAGACUUGACUUGGUGGAGUGACUUGGAGCAGAGUAGUAGUUACUACGAUGGAAAAGAGUAUUAGAUUUAUCUUCAUAUGAUGGAGUAAGGAGGCCGGAUACCAUUGGACAAUACCUUGCAUUUACCAAUCUAUAUAUAAUGUAUGCAUUUUUUGAACUUAUCCGCGAUUCAAUUCAAUUCCACAUUUUUUGUAUCUUGAGUUA